GAAAGUCACAGCCUCUUGACUUCACCUUUUAUACAAUUUUAAAAGACUUCGACUAUUUUGGGGCAUUGAGGUGAAUUGCUGAACAUCCCAACGUCCCAACGUCCUCCUUCAACUUCAUUGAUUUUCCAAGGGGAGGGUGCCGCUCCUGCCUCGUUGACAAAGUAAGCCGGCGUAUAAAUACAGAACGACAGAACUCAUUCCCUCACCACACCAUCUAUUCACAAGCACCAUUCACUAUGGACAUGAUAGUGACCUCGUCCCGCAGAAGGGGUCUGGAGACACGGACUAUCCGCCAGCCGUCCUCCACUAUGCGCUCGUGGGCUAAAACCAGCCCCCUGUCUUUCAAAAGAUCCACAAAUGUGGCCGCAUCCAGGGCUGCCUACAGCCCCGCCGUGCUCGCGUCUCCGGAAGGCUUCGAGCUGAGCGCAGCGCUCAAUGGAGACCCGGUGCGCAGUAACGAGAAGGAGCAGCUCCAGGGGCUCAACGACCGCUUCGCCAGCUACAUCGACAAGGUUCGCUUCCUCGAGGACCAAAACAAGCAGCUGGAGGCUGAGAUCCAAGCGCUAAAGCAGCAGAACCUGUCGCAGUCCCUGCAAAGCGAUGCGUACGACCGCGAGCUCCAAGACUUGCGCUGCGCCCUGGAGCAGCUCCACAAGGAGAAGGCGCAGAUGAUGCUCGACACAGACCACAUGGAUGAGGAUCUGCAGCGGAUCCGAGAGCGCUACGAAGAUGAAGCCAGGCUCAGAGAGCACAUGGAGGCUGCGAUCCGGGGCAUGAAGAAAGACAAGGACGACUCGCUUCUGAUGAAGCUGGAGUUGGAAAGGAAAGUCCAGGCGCUGGUGGACGAAAUGGACUUCUUGCGGCAGAACCACGAGGAGGAGAUCAGCGAGCUUCUGGCUCAGCUUCAAGCCGCGCAGGUGCCGGUGGUGGAGAUGAGGGACCUCCAGAAGACCGACAUCACCUCCGCGCUCCGGGAGAUCCGCGCACAACUGGACGGGCUCUCCUCCAAGAACCUCCAGCAGGCUGAAGAGGUGUUCAAGUGCCGCUAUGCCAUGCUGACGGACGCCGCGGAACACAACAAGGAUGCUAUAAAGUCCAUACGGGACGAGAUCGCAGACUACCGCCGUCAGAUCCAAGCCAAGAACAUUGAACUCGAGGCUCUUCGUGGCACCAAAGAUUCAUUGGAAAGGCAGCUGCAUGAUAUCGAAGACCGCCACAACACCGACGUUGGCAGUUAUCAGGAAAUGAUUCACCAGUUGGAAAAUGAUCUGAAGGGAACAAAAUGGGAAAUGGCUCGUCAUCUUCGGGAAUAUCAGGAUCUGCUUAAUGUCAAGAUGGCACUUGAUGCUGAAAUAGCUGCUUACAGGAAACUCCUGGAGGGCGAGGAGACGCGCUUCCGUACCGUCUCUGGAAGUAUUUCAGGCCCUGUGUUUGCCUACAGCCAGCCUAAAACCUCUAAGGUCAAGCAUAAAAUAGUGGAGGAGAUCAUUGAAGAGACCAAAGGAGAGAGCGACCUCGAUGAUGAUCUGGCAGAGGUUGCUAAAGAAGUAGCAGAAGAAGCUGCUGAGGGUGAGGAGGAGGAAAAGGAAGAAGAGGAGGAAAAGGAAGAAGAGAUCGUUGCCGCAAGUCAGGCCGAAGUGACUUCUGCUGCUCCUGAGGCCGAAGAAGAGGAAGAGGCAGAGGCAGAAGGAGGAGAUGAGGAAGAAACUGCUGAAGAGGGAGAAGAGGGAGAAGCCGCUGAGGAGGAGGAGAAAGAAGGAGAAGAGGAAGCAGAAGAGGGAGGAGAAGCGGAAGAAGCCGAGGAGGAAGAGGAACAACGAGUGGAAGUGAUUGAGGAGACAGAACUGAGCGGUGAAAAAUCUCCAACAGCCGAGAAAGAAGGCAGUGAGAAAGAAGAAAGUGAGAAAGAAGGAAGUGAGAAAGACGGCAGUGAGAAAGACGCAGAGGUAAAGGAAGAGAAGGAGGAGGAAGGUGGUGAAGAACAAGAGGCGGAAAGCAAAGAAGAAACCAAAGAUGAUGAGGAGGAGAAAGAAGAAGCUGAUGAAAAAGCCGACGAGAAAGAGGAGACCAAAUCCGAAGGAGAUGAAGAAAAGAAAGACGAGUCUGGAGGAGAGGAAACUAAGGCUGAAUCAGAGAAGAGCGACAAAAAGAGCGAUUCAGAAGACGAGAAGAAAUCACCAGAAAAGGAAAAACCAGAAAGCCCAGUAGAAGAAAAGCAGGAAGAAAAAGAAGACGAAAAAGAAGAAGAAGUUGUUCCCAACGGAGACCAGAAGAGCCCGGCCAAAGAAGAAGCCAGUCCGAAAGAAGAGGUCCAAACCAGAACAGUGGAAACCAUCACCAAUGGAGACAAGGAGAGCAAACCUGACACAGAUAAAGAGAAGAAACCAGAGGAAAAGCCUCAGGAGAAAAAGAAAGUCACUAAGAAGGUGGAGAAGGUCAGUCCACAAGCAAAGGAAAUCAAAGGAAAAGACUGAUGCAAAUGACUUUGGCAGGGAAUUAGUUAUAACCAAUUGUUAGAAAUAAUUCUAUUUGAUGCAAAUGGCGUUUGAUUCAGCUAGCAAAAAUUAUUGCAUGCGUGGUAAUGAUUGACUUGCAUGUGUGGUCUGGAGGGACGUACAGUACUGAGCCAUGCUGAGCCGUCGCGUCUGAAACAGAAACUAUUGCGCCUUCGAAUUAAAGUGCAAGUACAUUUAUGCUGCUAAUGAUGAGAGAUUUACAGUCAUGUCAAGUUCUUCAGCAGUUGUUUGGCAAUAAUGGUGCUAUAAUAUCAUCAUUCGCAGGCGCAAACUGAGCUGAAACUCCAUUUCAUUAUUUAAAAUUAUAUGAUGUCUUUCUAGUAUACUUCUUGCCUUAAGACAUAAUGCACUGAAUCAAUGACAAGACUCGGUUUGUUAACAUGAAACACAAGAGCUGUUAACAAUGAUACUGUGAAAGCUAAAGGUGCUGCUCUUUGCAAUCUCACCUCAAUCAAUAAAAGCUCAUCAAAUCCUUACAAAACUCCCAGUGU
Molecule: messenger RNA, 3007 nt
Organism: Labeo rohita (rohu)
Lineage: Eukaryota; Metazoa; Chordata; Actinopteri; Cypriniformes; Cyprinidae
Gene: nefmb
Product: neurofilament medium chain b
Exons: 3
Coding region: 237-2474 (745 amino acids)
Biological process (GO): neurofilament bundle assembly
Cellular component (GO): axon; postsynaptic intermediate filament cytoskeleton; cytoplasm
Molecular function (GO): structural constituent of cytoskeleton
Source: RefSeq, a predicted model, not a curated record